Molecule: messenger RNA, 723 nt
Organism: Aplysia californica (California sea hare)
Lineage: Eukaryota; Metazoa; Mollusca; Gastropoda; Aplysiida; Aplysiidae
Source: RefSeq, a predicted model, not a curated record
CGCGGCACGCACGACCUGAAGAAUAAUAAUAAGACAGACGAAAAGACGUCACUUUUAUGCCUUCUUUUUUUUAAAACCCACCAUAACAUUGAGAACUUUAUAACUGGAUAAAAACUGACCAAGCUACUCAACUAACUACAUGAUUGUACAUACUAUACUGGUCCGAAAACAGCGUAAAACAACUACGGACGACUUAAAUUUGUAGACAACAAUAAAUUAAUGUAAUUGUCAAUGUAAAAAAAAAAGAAAAAAAGAAAUUUUAAUAUUUAAAAGUUGUAUGACGUAGGGAAAAGCCUGAAAAGAAAAUUACACACGCGAAUUUCUUGGCGCAAAUGAUUCAAUAUGGUAGCAGAAAAACUACUACGACAACUUCGAACACCUGGCCGAGAUGAGGCAACAGAUCUACUCCAGGCUGCAAUGGUGGCCAAACAACCUGUUUCUGCCCCCUCGCUUGCGACACCUUGAGACACAGCAGCCCAAUGGCCGACACACGCCUCCUCCCUCCUCCAAUCACACCAGCUCCUCUGGUCACGUGACUCCAAAUAGCUACCAGAACCAUUAUAACGGAUCCUAUCACCAACCGAGCAGCGGUUCCGGCCGCGAGAGUCAACAAAAUGGCCGCCAUGAUGCUGAUCCGAGCAGCAGUUCUAAUCACGUGACCCAAUCCGGAAAUCGCAACCGUCAUCGUCAGCUACCUCAUUCCCACAACAGCAGCAGUAGUAG